AUGUCACGAAAGCCCGCGGACGUGGCGUCGAAAGAGCGCAACGAAUACAUUCCCGCUUUCAUCUCGAAGAAACCCUUCUACGUCGACGAUGAUCAAGACAACGACUACCUCGAGCAUCAACGUCUCCAAAAGACAAGUGCCGAUCAAUCAAAAUGGUAUGACCGAGGCAAGCGCGCAGGCCCGGCGGCCACGAAAUACCGCAAAGGCGCAUGCGAAAACUGCGGCGCGAUGACACACAAGACUAAAGAGUGCCUCAGUCGGCCGCGAAAGCAUGGCGCUAAAUGGACUGGCAAAGAUAUUCAAGCCGAUGAGCUUAUUCAGAAGGUUGAUAUGGGAUGGGAUGCCAAGAGAGACCGAUGGAAUGGUUACGAUGCUAGCGAAUAUCGUCAAGUUGUCGAAGAAUACGAAGAGAUGGAGGCACUGAAGAAAAUGGCAAAGGAUGACCAGGCUCUCAAAAAGCUCCAAAAUGGGGAAGAUGGCGAUGAUGGCCCCGAAGAAGAUAUCCGAUACGCCGAAGAGUCCGACAUGGGCCGACAGCAGAGCACCGCAACCCGCAACCUACGUAUUCGAGAAGACACCGCAAAAUAUCUGCUCAAUCUGGAUCUCGAUUCCGCCAAAUACGAUCCCAAGACACGCCGAAUGGUAGACAUGGGCGCACAGGAUGACCAGGCAUCAGCACUUGUCGCUGAGGAAAACUUUGUCCGAGCUUCAGGCGAUGCUGCGGAAUUCGAGAAAGCUCAGCAAUAUGCCUGGGAAUCCCAAGAGAAGGGUCACCCGCAACUUCACAUCCAGGCCAAUCCCACCUCUGGAGAGGUACUCAGAAAGAAAGAGAAGGAGGAUAGUGAGGCGAAGCGUCAAGCCCACCGCAAGGCUCUUCUGGAUAAAUAUGGUGGUGGUGAGCACUCGCAGCCGAGUGCUCUGCGCGAUACUAUGGUCGUUGAAAACGAGCGCUUUGUUGAAUAUGACGAGAGCGGUGCCAUCAAGGGCGCACCCAAGAAAGCGACCAAAUCCAAGUAUCCUGAGGACAUUAUAGUCAACAACCACUCUUCAGUCUUUGGUAGCUGGUGGUACCAGUUCCAAUGGGGAUAUGCUUGCUGCUAUUCCACUGUCAAAAACAGUUACUGCACCGGUGAAGACGGAAAGAAAGCCUUUGAGGAAGAGGGCAACAUGCUACGGAUGCUCGAGGCAAAUGCCGAGAUCGAAGAGCAUACUGAUGAUGCAGAUUUUCCUCAAGAGUCUGGCCAUAAGAGCCCGAUUGAAGAGAAGGAACCAAAAACCAAUGCAAAGAAGCGAACUUUGGAGGAGCUUCAGUCAGGAAUCACAGAAGAAGAGCUUGAGGCUUAUAAGCGAAAGCGGCAGGCUGCUGAUGACCCGAUGGCCAAUUUUAUCGGGAAAGAUGACUUCUGA
This is a messenger RNA of Penicillium antarcticum, 1407 nucleotides long. RefSeq names its product mRNA splicing protein SLU7 (gene slu7). Lineage: Eukaryota; Fungi; Ascomycota; Eurotiomycetes; Eurotiales; Aspergillaceae. The record is from RefSeq and is a predicted model, not a curated record. The transcript has a single exon. Gene Ontology annotation, cellular component: spliceosomal complex. Gene Ontology annotation, biological process: mRNA splicing, via spliceosome. Gene Ontology annotation, molecular function: pre-mRNA 3'-splice site binding. The coding region runs from base 1 to 1407 and encodes 468 amino acids.